AUGACCGAACCUUCACACGUCAAUCAGCGGCGAGAUAAGAGCUCAAGUCGCUCUUGGUUAAUACACGUCGCAAUUGUAAUUGGCCUUGUUUCAGCGUUUAUCGCACUCUUCAAAAAUUCCAUUCAGUCGUCUAGCUCACCCAAGCUGGACACGUACGGGCUUGGAACAGGGUCCGGGAUAUGCCAGCAAGUGCCGAAGCUGUCUCCAAAGAAUACACGAGUCGAACAGUAUAUUCGUGAGAAAGUCGACUCUGUGGAAUACCACCGAGAGAUCAUCAACAAGCUCUCUGGAAUAAUUCAGAUCCCAGCUGAGAGCUAUGACGACUUGGGGCCCAUUGGCGAAGACGACAGAUGGGAUAUAUUUUUUCAAGUGGAGAACUAUAUCAAAGUCAGCUAUCCCACAGUGUUUCGAACCGUGAAGCUGGAUCACGUCAACACGCACGGGUUGAUCCUGACAUGGGAAGGCAGCGUCUCCCCCUUGGAGGCUAAGCCUAUUCUCAUGCUUGCGCAUCAAGAUGUUGUCCCAGUGCUUGCGGAGAACGUCAAGGAUUGGGCUCAUCCGCCCUAUGACGGCCACUACGAUGGCGAAAUUAUCUGGGGUCGUGGGGCUACCGACGACAAAGGCUACCUGAUAUCUAUCAUUGAGAGCUUGGACCUUUUGAUCAAGAGUGGUUUUGAACCGAAAAGGACGGUAAUUCUGGCGUUUGGCUGUGACGAAGAGAUUAGUGGCGAGAAUUGCGGAAGGCCUAUCUCGAAUUUCCUUCGUGAGCAGUAUGGGGACGACGGGAUCUACUUGAUCAUGGACGAGGGUUGCACGGGUAUCCAGAGAGAAUUCGACCAGACUUUUGCCAUGGUCAGCGUCGCAGAAAAGGGCUAUCUGGACGUCGGGAUCAACGUCUCGUCAACUGGUGGGCACGCGAGUAACCCGCCGGAUCAUAAUGUCAUUGGUAUCCUGUCAGAAAUCGUGGUCGCAAUUGAGAGCAACCCGUUCCCUGGAAAAAUCACUCCGAAGAAUCCAAUGUUUCAAUUCCUAGAGUGUGGCGCCGUCCAUGCUCCCGUGUCGAGCUUUCCGAUGGCAGUUCGUCGCAAGUUGAGCAUGGCCACCCAAGACGACAGUAUCAGCCAGGAGCAACUGGCCCAGACACUGCAUGAUAUGAGGUAUUAUUUCCAGACAAGCCAGUCUGUUGGAAAGAUUAACGGUGGCGUCAAGAUCAAUGCCAUCCCCGAAACAGCGUCUACAUUGGUCAACGUGCGCCUGGCUGUCGAAACUUCUAUUGCUCAGGUUGAGACGCACUACGAAUCUCUUAUCAGUCCAAUUGCUAAAAAGCACGGAAUGGUAUUUGAAGGGUUUCAUUCCCCAUGUAGCGCUUCGGAUAAACGGAAAAUCUGUCUCUUUGGAGUGGACGCCUUAGAGCCAGCUCCCGUUUCUCCAGUUGAUACCGAAUCCUUCCGCAUCUUGUCUGGUACCAUCAAGAAUGUUCUCAAACGGUUGGGUGCGGAUGAUGAGGUUAUCGUCACACCAUACCUGAUGCCAGCCAACACAGACACUAAAUUUUUCUGGGCCUUGACCAAGAACAUCUACAGAUUCACCCCUGUCACUCUGGUGGAAAACCUUAACCGGGCGCAUACGACGAAUGAAUUUAUUCGUGCCGAUGAGUUCGUACGAGAGCCUCUUUUUUUUGCGAGUUUGGUUUUGAAUGCCGAUGAUGUUGUGCUUUAA
Molecule: messenger RNA, 1719 nt
Organism: Penicillium canescens
Lineage: Eukaryota; Fungi; Ascomycota; Eurotiomycetes; Eurotiales; Aspergillaceae
Product: M20 family metallopeptidase
Exons: 1
Coding region: 1-1719 (572 amino acids)
Cellular component (GO): fungal-type vacuole lumen
Molecular function (GO): metallocarboxypeptidase activity
Source: RefSeq, a predicted model, not a curated record